CUGUCCAUUGCUGUCGCGCUUCUGUCGCUGAUAUGUAGCUAGCUGUGCGAAAUGAGCAAAGGGGCAGGAUGGUCGAUGUGAAUUGACACGUGCGAUGUGCUUCAAAGGCCAGCGCGGCAUGCAGCUUUGGUUGACUUAUGACCACAUCCAUCUCCCAAAAGUGAACAAGCGACUUGGAAGGGGUGCGUGCGAACGGAAGCGUCCAUCGCAGCAAAUUGCUCAGAAGCUCAAGGAGUACGUACGAGAUGGCUCUCUUACCUGCGCAGAAGCCAGAAUGGUGGAAGUCGGCGGUGGUCUAUCAGAUCUACCCAUCCUCCUUUAGCGACUCGAAUGGUGACGGGGUCGGAGAUCUGCGCGGCAUCAUCGAGAAGUUGCCUUACAUCAAGUCUUUGGGAGCGGAUGUGAUCUGGCUCUGUCCGCAUUGGGCAUCUCCUGGAGUAGAUAAUGGCUACGAUGUAUCCAGCUACGAAGCCAUCAAUCCGCAAUUCGGAACGAUGCAGGACAAUGAGGAUCUGCUAAGGGCGGCGCACGAACAGGGCUUGAAGGUCAUGUUUGACCUCGUCGUCAACCACACCUCCGAUCAACACGAGUGGUUCCAAGCUUCGCGUUCAUCGCGUGAUGACGACAGGUCCGAUUGGUUCAUCUGGAGAGACGCUAUCGUGGACCCCAAAGAUGGCAGCAGAAGAGAACCCAACAACUGGGCGAGCGUGUGGGGAGGCUCGGCUUGGACUUGGGACGAGAAGAGGGGGCAAUACUUUUUCCACAUCUUCUCUCCUCAACAGCCGGACCUGAAUUGGGAAUCGGAAACGUUGAGGAACGAAGUCUACGAAAUGGCAAAGAGGUGGAAAGCGCGCGGCGUGGACGGGUGGAGACUGGAUGCCAUCAACUUCAUCAGCAAGCCACAGCACUUGGACGCGAGCGGCAAGAGGUUGCAAGGCGAUUUCCCCGAUGCUCCCAUCGUCGAUUCGCAGGCAAAAUAUCAGGACGCGACGAAGCUCUACGUGCAUGGACCCAAAGUUCAUCAGUGCCUUAAAGAGCUUUACAAAGAAGCUCUGGGACCAGAUACGAUGACCGUUGGCGAAGCGUGGGGCACAACGCCUGAGCAGAGUAUCGCAUACACGGCUUGGGAGACUCGACAAGAUCGAGAGCUUCAGAUGGUCUUUAGCACCGAGCACGUAGACCUGUACGGUGGCCUGUCGCCAGCACCACACACAGCUCCAGACCACUCCAAGAUGCGACAAACCAUCGCCACUUGGCAAUCUUCUCUCAUUUCACACGGAUCCUGGCUCUCAACUUUCGUCUCGAACCACGAUCUUCCACGAGCCAUUCCCAACUUCCUGGGUCCACAAGCAGAGAGGCCAGAGUGGAGAGUCAAAGCUGCUAAGCUCUUGGCCCUGUUUCAGGCUAGUCAGAGCGGCACAUUGUUUGUCUACCAGGGCGAAGAGUUGGGAAUGACGAAUGUUCCACACGAAUGGGACAUUGAACAAUAUCGCGAUCUCCUGUCGCUGGACUUUUACAAGAAUGAACUCGCCGCACGGCGCGCGAAGUUGGGCGACCCCAGCGCCAAGGUGGACAUGAGCGAUGUCAUGGGAGGCAUUCGGCGCAAAGCGCGCGACAAUUCGCGCACACCAUUUCCUUGGAAUGGCUCGCUUCCCACAGGUGGCUUUUCGCCCGCCAAUAGUCAGACAAGACCCUGGAUGCCUCUCAAUCCAGACUUUGCAGAAGGCCAGGGCAACAUCAAUGCGGCUUCGCAGUCCAGCGACCCGAACUCCGUCCUCAACUUUUGGAAACGAGCUUUGGCUCUACGCAAAGCCAAUCCCGUGCUCGUGUAUGGCACCUUCAAGAUGCACGAGGUAGAGCACAUCCUGCCACAAGACGCUUCGGAGGAGAACAAGAGCAGGGCGCACAAGAGCGUCUAUGCGUACGAGAGGGUGCUCGGCGACAAAAAAGCUCUCUAUCUGGGCAAUUGGGGUUUCGAGGAGGUGAAAUUGGAUUUGACGCGCGUCGAGGUUGAUCAAACUCAGGAGGCAGCGCUAGCUACCCAGAAUGCCUCUGGUCAUCUGCUAGGUCCCCUCGAAGCAAGACUCUACCUCUUCGAAGCGUAAUUCAUAUUGAAGGUGUUCUCGACUCAAGCGGGCAGCGCAGAUCUCAUCAGGCCACGUAGACCUGCAGUAUGAUGGCCGCGAAUUCGAUCAU
Ceraceosorus guamensis is the source of this 2196-nucleotide messenger RNA. RefSeq names its product glycoside hydrolase. The record is from RefSeq and is a predicted model, not a curated record. Gene Ontology annotation, molecular function: alpha-amylase activity. NCBI's taxonomy places the organism in Eukaryota, Fungi, Basidiomycota, Exobasidiomycetes, Ceraceosorales, Ceraceosoraceae. Bases 246 to 2105 code for a protein of 619 amino acids. Gene Ontology annotation, biological process: oligosaccharide catabolic process. The transcript is spliced from 5 exons.